This is a messenger RNA of Eimeria maxima, 738 nucleotides long. RefSeq names its product 26S proteasome subunit 4, putative. NCBI's taxonomy places the organism in Eukaryota, Apicomplexa, Conoidasida, Eucoccidiorida, Eimeriidae. The annotation marks the transcript as partial. Gene Ontology annotation, biological process: proteasome-mediated ubiquitin-dependent protein catabolic process. Gene Ontology annotation, cellular component: proteasome regulatory particle, base subcomplex. The record is from RefSeq and is a predicted model, not a curated record. Gene Ontology annotation, molecular function: proteasome-activating activity; ATP hydrolysis activity; ATP binding. The transcript is spliced from 5 exons.
GAAGUAAAGGAGGCCGUGGAGUUCCCUCUGACUCACCCAGAAUUCUUUGAAGACAUCGGCAUUGCGCCCCCGAAGGGAGUCAUCCUCUACGGUCCCCCAGGAACAGGGAAGACGCUAUUGGCGAAGGCGGUGGCUAACGAGACGAGUGCGACUUUCCUGCGUGUGGUUGGGAGUGAGCUGAUUCAAAAAUACUUGGGAGAUGGGCCAAAGCUUGUCCGUGAAAUGUUCAAACUUGCUAAAGAACAUGCGCCCUCUAUCGUCUUCAUCGACGAGAUCGACGCCGUGGGAACUAAACGUUAUGACGCAACGAGUGGAGGAGAGAAGGAGAUCCAGCGUACAAUGUUGGAGUUAUUGAACCAACUUGAUGGCUUCGAGGCGCGUGGAGACGUGAAGGUAAUCUUGGCAACAAACAGAAUCGAAAGCCUGGACCCCGCCCUUAUUCGGCCAGGAAGAAUAGACAGAAAAAUCCAACUCCCGAAUCCGGAUACCAAAACCAAACGGAAGAUCUUCCAAAUCCACACCUCAAGAAUGACCAUGGCGGAUGACGUCGACCUCGAGGAGUUCGUCAUGGCCAAGGAUGAACUUUCGGGCGCAGAUAUAAAGGCGAUUUGCACGGAAGCCGGUAUGUUGGCUUUGCGGGAAAGACGGAUGAAAAUCACACAAGAGGAUUUGCGGCAGGCGAAGGAAAAGGCGCUGUAUCGGAAAAAGGGGGAUAUUCCCGAGGGUCUCUACCUGUAA